Molecule: messenger RNA, 252 nt
Organism: Cooperia oncophora
Lineage: Eukaryota; Metazoa; Nematoda; Chromadorea; Rhabditida; Trichostrongylidae
Source: the annotation of a GenBank genome assembly
AUGAGUACUUUUACUUCAUUGCAGGGUUUUGUAGUAGUGUAUUCGAUAACGAGCCAGCAAACUUUCCAUGACAUUAAGACGAUGCGGGAGCAAAUUGUACGGGUCAAGGGAACGGAACAAGUACCUAUUCUCCUUGUCGGAAAUAAAUGCGAUUUGCAACAUCAACGACAAGUGAGGACAGAUGAAGGCAUUGCUCUCGGUGGGUGGCGUUUACUACGUAUUUAUACGCUUGUCAUCACAUGCAAUAUGUAG